Molecule: messenger RNA, 1224 nt
Organism: Ipomoea triloba (trilobed morning glory)
Lineage: Eukaryota; Viridiplantae; Streptophyta; Magnoliopsida; Solanales; Convolvulaceae
Product: expansin-A9-like
Exons: 3
Coding region: 45-821 (258 amino acids)
Biological process (GO): plant-type cell wall organization
Cellular component (GO): extracellular region
Source: RefSeq, a predicted model, not a curated record
UCCCAAUCUCUCUUUCUCUACUCUAAAUCUCUGUGUUCAAGCUUAUGGAAAUGGCGGCAUUGAGGCUCUUCUGCAUUGCUCUCUUCUGUUUCCUCACCGCCGUUCGAGCUCGGAUACCCGGCGUUUACACCGGCGGCCCCUGGCAGGGCGCCCACGCCACCUUCUACGGCGGCGCUGAUGCCUCCGGAACAAUGGCGGGUGCUUGUGGGUACGGGAAUCUGUACACGCAGGGGUAUGGGGUUAACAAUGCGGCGCUGAGCACGGCGCUGUUCAACAGCGGGCUGAGCUGCGGGGCCUGCUUCGAGAUCAAAUGCAGCAAUGACAGAUCGUGCCUCGCCGGAAACCCGUCGAUUGUGGUCACCGCCACUAACUUCUGCCCGCCCAACUUCGCCUUGCCCAACGACAAUGGCGGCUGGUGUAACCCUCCCCGCCUCCACUUCGAUCUCGCCAUGCCUAUGUUCCUCAAAAUCGCCGCCUACCGUGCCGGUAUCGUCCCCGUCAACUUCCGCCGGGUUCCAUGUAGAAAACAAGGAGGGAUCAGAUUCACGAUCAAUGGUCACCAAUUCUUCAACUUAGUAAUAGUGACCAACGUGGCAGGUGCAGGUGAUGUCCAAAAUGUUUGGAUCAAGGGCACCAACACCCAAUGGCUGGCCAUGAGCCGCAAUUGGGGGCAAAAUUGGCAAUCUAGUGCAAUGCUUUCAGGUCAAGCUUUAUCUUUCAGAGUUCGAUCCAGUGAUGGUCGCAAAGUAACCUCAAAGAACAUCUCACCCGCUAAUUGGCAGUUUGGCCAGACUUACGAGGGCAAGAAUUUCCGAGUCUAAUUUACUAUAGUCCAUAAACCUUGAAACUGACACGGGGAAAUUUCUAAGAAUUAGAAAUUUACCCUCUAUACUUUUCUUCUAUUUACAUGUAGUUCUUUUUACCGUAAUUUACCCACCUACAAAAUUUUCUCUUUUUCUCGAGAAAAUUUAAAUUGUGUGGGACUUAAAAGUUAAAAAUUAUUGUACUAAUAUUUUGUUGGGGCAUUUUAAGUGAUGUUUGUUAAGUAUAGACGUUGAAAGUUAAGUAAUGAAUGAAAGUGAGGGAAAAUGAUUGUAAGUUGUAGAGGCUGAAGCGGUUGCAGUAAAAACAAAAUAGUAGGAGUUAAUGUAGCCCGCAGUUCUCUGUGUACUAUUGUUGUUAUUAUUAUGUGUAAUCAAGUUUGCAUAAUUAUGUUUUGCUCUA